UUCUUUUACUUUUUUGUUCUUCCCUUCAGUGCACUUUGUGCGGUUCGGUUUUUGUCGUUCUCGUUCUUGAUCUCGGGCUCGAUUUCGCAGAUGAAGAAUUUGUGAAAAUCCAGAAAAUGUGUGCGACUCGUUCUGAGUUUAAGGCCUAGCUGUGCUUUAUCAAAUCAUCCCAAAAUAACGUUCUCUCAGAACAUAUCCACAAAAUGGAAAUCUUCAGAAAUAACCCGUCGCUAAGUCGACUCUUCGAGGAAAACUGUACGGAAUACAGCGACGAAAUAAUCUGGGUACUGCAGGAAGCGGAAUUGAACCGAUUAACUUUACGCUACAUCUCGCCACAAAUAGCGUUCCGAUCGAGCCUGGUGAAUCUGAUCCGAGACGUCGGCCAGCAACAGCAGCUCCGGAGGACAACCGUGCACUUGGCGAUCUACCUAAUGGACGCAUUCAUGGACAAUCAUAACAUCGCCAACAACAGACUGAAACUAACGGCAUUGAGUUGUGUCUUGCUGGCCGCAAAAAUAGAGGAAAAUGAACCGAAGGUCCCCUCUUUGAAGGACAUGAACAAACUGCUCAGAGACAAGUGCCCCCUGUCAGAUUUUGUGAUCCUUGAGGUAGUACUGCUAAAGUUCUUCAACUGGCAGCUACUCAUCCCGACCACCGCCGUAUUUGCCGAGUACUGGCUCCUGCACGUAGUUUCCAAGCAGGAUUUCGCGCCAACCGUUAACGAGAACCAGUACUUCGAACGACGUGCUCGCGCUUCCGAACUCGUGUUGGAGUUUCUGGAUGUGACAAUCUUGGACAUCACGAUGACCAAUGUGCGCCCUUCGUUGCUGGCGGCUGCUUGCAUGGCGGCGGCCAGGGCCAUGCUAUCGGUCAAUAGCACUUGGAACAACAGCAUGAUCCAACUGACCGGCUAUACGUACGACGAGAUAUGCUACCUGACGCGGGCACUGAUGAAUGGCCGGGCAUGUCUCAUCUCGGACACCCUAAGUCGCAAGCGACCGAUUCUCGACUCUGGAUAUAUAACGGAUCCAGGGGACGACGAGGAAGAUGAUGAGGUAGUGGAAGUUAGCGAAAAGGAGACAAACGCAAGCUCCGAUGAUGAUGUCGUGUUCGUCAGCAGGAGCAAACGCGCCAAACUGGAAUGAGGAAGCAUCAAUCGCGAGAUUGAGGUUAUACUCCGGAUAAAUCGGCUGCCGAUGCGUAAUUUCAAUCAAGGUGUAAACAAACAAACGGUGAUGGCAUUGAUACCAUAGUGAAGAUAGUGAAAUUCGAAAAAAAAAGAAUCAGAAUGGCUAUGGGAAUGGGAUGCAAUUAAUUAUACUUUUCUGAAUCGCGUUUUUCACUAUUGCAACAUACAGCAUUAUAGGAUUUUUUAUAAUAAUUAUUCAACAGAUAUUUAAAGCAAAAAACAAUACUAUAUUGUGUAAUGCAAUAUUCCAUUUCAAUAUAGGUGUUUGGUAGGAAAAUAA
Messenger RNA from Aedes aegypti (yellow fever mosquito), 1469 nucleotides. It is a transcript of the gene CycJ, whose product is annotated as cyclin-J. Gene Ontology annotation, cellular component: cyclin-dependent protein kinase holoenzyme complex; nucleus; cytoplasm. Gene Ontology annotation, molecular function: cyclin-dependent protein serine/threonine kinase regulator activity. The transcript is spliced from 4 exons. NCBI's taxonomy places the organism in Eukaryota, Metazoa, Arthropoda, Insecta, Diptera, Culicidae. The coding region runs from base 204 to 1145 and encodes 313 amino acids. Gene Ontology annotation, biological process: mitotic cell cycle phase transition; regulation of cyclin-dependent protein serine/threonine kinase activity. The record is from RefSeq and is a predicted model, not a curated record.